AUGGGUGUGGCUCCUCAGCAGUAUGGGGAGCAAGGCCAGCAGCGACGAGAGGAGGGUACUGCGCCCUCACCGCUCCUCCUCCCGCUGCCAAAAACUCCAUGCCCGCCACGGGCGGGACGGGAACCGAGCGCGGGAGCCGAUGCAACGGGAGUAGGAGGAGGAGGAGCAGCUGCCGGCAGUGCAUACACUGGAGGUACGGCCGGAGGAGGAGCCACAGACGAUGUUGCGGCCUGCACGACCGCCACCAUCGCCGGGGACGGGUCACCAAUGGUGGCGAACGCCUCCGGCUGUGCAGAGACGCUAGCACGGAUCGGCGCAGAGGGGGCCACAGAGACUGGAGGUGCAGCUGGCACAACAACGGCUGGAGGCACGGCAACCACAGCCGGGAGCUCCGGAAGAACAGGGGCAGGGGGAGCAGCGGCAGCCGGCAGGGACUUCGCAGGCGGGGACUUCGGGAGAGCAUGGAGUGCAGCGGCAUCAGGCUGGGACUCCGCAGGCGAGGGCUUCGAGGGAGCAGGGGCCUCCACGAUCUCCGGCGCAGUCCUUGGGACUGGCGGCACAGGCGGCUUCAUCGCCACGGGCGCCGAUGCUGGCUCAGCCGGCGAUCUUCCGCUCGCCGCCGACGCAACAGCAGCGUGCUUUGGCGGCGGCGUCAACUCAGGCGCACUAGCGAUCACUAUCGCAGAACGGGAGGAGCAGGGGACGUGGGAGACGGGCUCAGAGCGAUAG
This is a messenger RNA of Closterium sp. Naga37s-1, 729 nucleotides long. The record is from the annotation of a GenBank genome assembly. NCBI's taxonomy places the organism in Eukaryota, Viridiplantae, Streptophyta, Zygnematophyceae, Desmidiales, Closteriaceae.